Messenger RNA from Electrophorus electricus (electric eel), 4747 nucleotides. Lineage: Eukaryota; Metazoa; Chordata; Actinopteri; Gymnotiformes; Gymnotidae. The record is from RefSeq and is a predicted model, not a curated record.
GGAAGAGGCUGGUUUUGGUUAGGAGUGUCUGCUUUAAAACUUAACGAAGAGGCUGUGCCACAAUGAUUUCUACAAGUUCAGAUGGCUGUCAGUCUGAGGCACUUCUCCGUUCAUUUAUUUUAGAUGACAGCAUGUCGCCACACGUUAAAGACACGCUUGCGCUUUUCUUAAAAAUGCUCACAGAGAGCGUCAGGACCACCGUGAAGCGAACUAAGGAACGCACCCUCGAAGAGGCAUCUCACACGCUGAGAAAAAUCCCGGUUCCCCUGCUUCAGUCCCUAGAACCCAAGCAUCACCGGCGCCUGGUGCGGCUCCUGCUGGCCCUGCAGACGGAGGAGGGGAACACAUCAUCAGCCUGUCGCAAACUAGACCAGAUGAUGCAGCACUUGGGUCAGGUCGACCAGUCUUUAGUUUUUGAAGCGGUCCAACAACGUCUUCACAAAAUUCUUCAACAAGAACAGGUGUUGUCAAUAAAGGACCUUCAGAUAGUUUGUAUGUUUCUGGAGGACAGCGAAGCUGGGCGAGAAGUUUUAAGGCAAACUUGCACGUCACUGCUACAUAAACUCUCGGGGUUACUCCCUGUCAUUAUGAAAGAGGAAGCCAGCAGAAAUGGAGCUCUGUGUUAUCAGACUGUUAAGGUUUGUCUGCAGGUGUUCCAGCUAUUGCCUGAGCAAGUGUCCCAGCUCGUGUUUGAGGGUGAGGGUGAUGUUCCUAUGAGGAGGAUUCUGGGCUUCCUUAUGAAUAUUAUCCUAGGGGAGAUCUCCAGCAGAGACACACGGUUGUUGGCAGGCACUGCUGUUGCCAUGCUCAUCUCCACGGCAACAGACAGUGAAAGUGGAAGUUCAUCUUCCUGGAGUCUUCUGCAGGUUACGAGCAGAGUGCAGUGGAGUUUAACAGUAGGUAGGCUCCAGGUGGACUGUUGUCCCAGGAGUGUGGACGCUGUGGACAGGCUGGCUGUGGUCAGAGGACUACUCACCUGUUGUAGGAAGGACAUCCUCGUCAGCCGGAGCAACUGCAACACCUGUCUGCUCCUCGAUGGGCUGUUUCCUCUCAUCCCACCUUUGUGCGAUGAGAACCUGGACUAUCACUACUAUGUGUUUCAAGUGUUUACCAUGUGGCUGAAAAGCAUGAAGGAAUGUCUCCCCGAGAUCUGGGAGGUGACUGGCACACCUGUUCUUGGGGAGACCUCAAGCCUUCGACACAGACUUGCACAAAUCAUCUGGACCAAUGCAGAGAGUCCAGUAGAGGGUGUGAGUGAGUUGGUGCGUGCUGCCUUUUGUCUGUUUCUGGAGAUCUAUGAUCUGGACUGCCAGCAUUCUGGAGUCACUGAAAAAAGGCUUUAUGUGGAAUUUCUGCACAGGAUGGCAGAGCUGCCCUGGGAGUCCAAGGGCAAAUACCCACUGCUCAGUGCCCUGUUGCCCUACACGGGCACAAACACGGUUCUGGAACAGUACCCCAGUCUUCCGUCACAUAUUCUUAAGUGCCUCUCCAUCAAUCAUCUCGCUCCUUGUGCUGCUGAAAUCUACAAAUCCCUCCUUCAGGAACAGAGACGGGAGCUCACCGUUGGUCUGUUAAAAGAAGCCCCACCCACCGAGCACUGCUUGGCUGGUCACUGGGCGCUGCGAUGGCAGCCCACAGUCCUGAAAGCUCUGACCUCGGACGUAGUGUUGCUGCAGAGCAAUGCCUCCAGCUACCUCCUGCCGUGCACGGUGCGCUCCUUCCCAGGAGCUCCCGACACCCUGUUGCCUGUGCUGGACACCACCUGCCCCGGACACCUUUGCGCGUGGGCCCGCAUUGCAGGCGCUCAGCGGGCCGUCACCGGCCGGCCACCCUGGGCCUCAGACGGCUCCUUCUGCCCGGAGACCCUCCGGCGAGCGAUGUCGUCGCUGGACGACACAGUCCGACUGGCAGCUCUUAACAUCGUCUGCUGCAGUCCGAAGACGAGAGAGGCUCCAUCGCAGGUGGAGUAUUCCGCCAUGAGGGCCUUCCUGCCUUUAAACCUGAACAGUGAGUCCUCCACCUUUCGCCAGCACCUACAGGCAGGGGUCAGGAAGUUCCUGGUGCGCAUUCGAGACAGCUGUAUGGCGAGCCUCAAAGCCCAAAAAGGUAAACGAGGGCCAAGCGAGGAAGAGGAACAUAUCCUUGAUCAAGGAGUAGAGUUCGUAGACUGGCUGGCUCGGCUGGCUCUGGGCUCUUGCGCUCCUGGGAACAACUUCCAGAGGAAGAAGACAGCCCUGCUUUUGCUGGCUGCUGUUCUGGAGACCUGCUCGGACUCCUGGAGCCCCGGCCGGAGGAAGGGGCAGCCGCCGGCUAACAUGGCUGUCCUGAUAAACUGGGCAAAAGAGAGGGGAAAGUGGGAGCUUUUCUCUAGGUCAAGACAGCUGGUCCUGAUUGGCUGUUUGGAGGACACGACCAAUGAGAUCCGUGAGCAGGCGGCUGAGCUGCUGGCCAGGUUUUGCCCCCUGCCCCUCGAGGCUGACGUAACUGCCGCUCUCCUCAGCCGGGCUGAGUGGCUCCUUCACAGCCCACGUGUGCCCGAGGCCCAGAUGGGGGCAUUGAUGACCAAACUGCUGCUACUGAAAUGUGCAUCUCUGGAAGGUUUGGUGGGCGGAGCUCCGAAGCAGGGCCAUGCGCAGUCGGCCAUGCUCGUCAGACACUUGCUGGAGAUGCUGAGGCAGCACUACCUUGCUGCCAGACAGGACAUGGUGCUCGCCUCUCGGACCGCACCGCUGCAUGGUGUGGUGAGUGCUCUACAGAGGCUUCUGCUGGAGGUUCCUGGUGCUCUCUCAGAAGCUCUGGACCAUAGUGUAGUAGCAGAAAUCCUGACCCUGCUGGAGAAGAUCACGCAGCUUCUACUGGGGUUGCUCUCUGGAGACCAGCAUACUGAGGAGAAAGAUGUGCCCCCUUCAUUCUGUGACAUGGGGAAUGCCAUCAGCUCUCUGAUUGGCCGGGCGCUGCUGGACGAGGAGGGGGUUGAGAAUGUGCUGUUGUCUGAAGAGCACAGUCUGGUGCUGACCUGCUGCUGGGUCUCUCUGAAGGAAAUAGGAAUCUUUCUUGGCUCUGUGGUGGAGAGAAUUCUCUCAGUGACCUGUACAAACACUUUGCUCACUGUGGAAGAAUUGCAGAGGGCAUCAAAAGUAUUUAAGGACAUCAUUCUGAAAUGUAGACACUGGGGGGCAGUAGAGGGCUGCUGUAUUGGAUUCACCAAGUUCUGUGGUGCUCUCCUAGCCAGCUCUGAUCCAGAGCUUAAGGUGAUCCCUGGCCACAUAUUACAGCAGGGUCUCGCUGUCCUGCGCUCGCCCUGCGGUACCUCUGUGACGAGGCGGGGAGCGGGGCUACCCGUGCUCAUUCUGUCCGUGCUGGCUGCAGAGGGAUCCAGCUGCCGUCGCCCCCUGCUGGCCCUCAGUAUGAACAUGCUGCUGGAGACGGCCAGGAGCACGCUGCCCCAGGCCUGGGACCAAACCCUCGAUCUGCCACAGGUCUGUGCAGUUCACACACUGCAGGCUCUGGUCAAGGGAUCCAGCCUGGGUCUGUCUGUCCUUCAGUACGCUCCUGCUGUGGCCAUGCUGUCGCUCACGCUCCUCAGCUCCCCCUGCUGGGCCAUGAGAAACGCUGCACUUCAACUCUACAGCUCGCUCUGCUCCAAGAUGCUGGGUCAGCGGCCCGCUGGUGAGGAUGUCUCCGCCCAGUACGGUAUGGGGCCGCCUGCUUUCUUCCACCGCUACCCCGACCUGCAGCCUUUCCUGCAGGGGGCGCUGGAGUGCGCCGCCGCCAAGCUGCGGGAGGCCAGGCUGAGCCUCCAGCCCUCGCUCUACCCAAUCCUGACCCUGCUGGCCAAACUGCAGCCUGGCCACCACGAGCAGGCACGCACGCUCUCGGGCUUCUUGCCACCGUUGCUCCAGCUUGCCGCUAGCCCAAUCUAUGGAGUCCGAGUGAUGUCAUCUAGAGCCCUGGUUGCUAUGAUACCACCCCCAGAGUAUCUGGCAAGCGUGCUGCGAUUGGUUGAAGAGCUGCCCGAGUCACCAGGCAAGCCGUGCUGUCACAACGGCGUCCACGGCCGACUCCUGCAGAUGGAGGCCAUCCUGGGCAGAGCUCUGCGCACUGGCAGCCUCUGCCGGACCUCUCUCCAUGGCGUGGUACAGGGACUGGAAGCCAGGCUAUGGCUGGUGUCCCCGGCUCAGCGCUGCCCCCUGGUGAAGCAGUCGUACGUGGCCAUGCUGGACCUGCUGAGGGAGGGCUGCUCCGGGCCCUUCCUCUCCCGCCUGGGCUCUCUGCUGAUGGAGGAGAUACGCCGAGCUUCACACCCACUGGAGGUCGGCUCCGCCUCCUUUCACCAUACCGCAGUGCGCUUUCUGUGUGAAGACCCUGAGACAGCCAGGCAGGUGUGGCAGAACCUGUCCGGCGGGAGCAUGGUCACACGACUCUCAUUGGUCAAGUGGGUGAAAGAGGGCCGGGCCUGGAGAGGAACCGGCCUGCAGAGGGUGGUGGAGAGAGAACUCCAGGCCAACCUGAAGGAGGCGCUAUUGCACCGCGAUGUGGAGUUCAAGGAGGCGUACUUGACCGCACUGACGGAAGUCAUGACCCCUGACGGGUUGGGGCGAACCCAGCCUCGGCCUCCGCUCUCCGGGCUUGAGGAGGCUGCACUGCAGGGGUGUCUGGAAGUCCUCCUGCGGGGACUUGGAGGGCAGUAGGGGAGGUCCACAGCUUCCUCUCCCAGGCUCUCAAUGCUGCCAGCCUGCUCCAUUUC